Cloeon dipterum is the source of this 1865-nucleotide messenger RNA. Its product is annotated as glutamate-gated chloride channel-like. The record is from RefSeq and is a predicted model, not a curated record. The transcript is spliced from 10 exons. Gene Ontology annotation, cellular component: neuron projection; synapse; plasma membrane. Gene Ontology annotation, biological process: chemical synaptic transmission; signal transduction; regulation of membrane potential. Gene Ontology annotation, molecular function: transmitter-gated monoatomic ion channel activity involved in regulation of postsynaptic membrane potential; chloride channel activity; excitatory extracellular ligand-gated monoatomic ion channel activity. Bases 172 to 1494 code for a protein of 440 amino acids. NCBI's taxonomy places the organism in Eukaryota, Metazoa, Arthropoda, Insecta, Ephemeroptera, Baetidae.
ACUCUCUCACAUACACACACGCCAGAGCUGCCUCUCCUUCUUCCCCCGCACUAAUUUUAAAAGGCACACACACACACCAAGCGUCCCUGUUCACCACACCUCGAUCGGCACUCACUGACAGUCCUGUCCCUGACACUCACCGCAGAAAGACGAACUUCGACUUUUCAAGCCAUGGCUCGAGUCCUGCUCGCGGCCACCCUGUUGAUGCUUCUCGGCCUCGCCUGGGGGGAACCGUUCAAAAGUGAAGAUGAGUUGGUGAAGUAUUUGCACACAGAUUCUGACUACAACAAGAAACUGAUGCCACCUGGUACUAAAAGUCCAAACGUGACCAUCAAUGGGCAGCGCCUGAAUGUGACUGACGAACCUGUGAUCGUGGAUGUGAACUUGUUUGUGCGCUACAUCGGCGAGAUAAACGACGAAAACAAGGACUAUCAACUCUCGCUGACACUUCGCCAGUCCUGGGUGGACGAGAGGCUCUCAUACACCAAGACAGUCGAAGAGCAGGACUACGUGCUGUUGACCGACCCGAGCAAAAUAUGGGUGCCCGAUUUGUUCUUCUCGAACGAAAAGGAAGGCCACGACCACCAACUGAUGACGGCCAACAAUUUGAUCCGUAUCGAACCAAGCGGCAAAGUCUUGUACAGCACUCGCGUCUCCCUGAAGCUAUCUUGCCCCAUGGAUUUCGUCACAUACCCAAUGGAUAAACAGAUUUGCUCCAUCCGCAUGGCCAGCUAUGCCCACACAACAAAGAACUUGAUUUUCAAGUGGAAGGAUGAAAAGGCGGUGGAAGUGGCCAACAGUCUGGACCCUAGCCCAUACCAUCUGCAAGGCAUUGGCACGGACUACUGCUUCUCCAAGACCAACACUGGUGAAUACAGCUGCGUGAAAGCGGCAUUCCUGCUGAAGCGCGUGAUCAACAAUUAUCUGAUGCAUGCGUAUCUGCCUUUGAGCCUGCUGGUGCUCGUUUCGUGGAUCAUCUUCUGGCUUGACGAGAGGUCGACCGGAGUGCGUGUCAUCGUGGCCGUCAUCACGUUCAUCGCCACCGUCUUUGAGGGUUCCAGGGUGACCGGAGAGGCACCCCACGCCUCUUACACUAAAGCCAUCGACGUCUGGGUCAACUGGUCCAUCUUCUUCGUUUUCUUCGCGAUCGUUGAGCAGGUGGUGGUGAUUUUGAUCUCGGACAAGAGACCUUCCAGCGUCAAGGAGCCGCCGGCAGCUGGCGAUGAAGAAGGAGGCGUUGCUUUGCCGCUGAUGGAAAAUGGUGAUAAAGCUGGUGAGUUGUCUGAAGUUCCGGCUGCCAGCUCGCCGGCCCAGCAAAACCUGGUGUCCAAGUGGUUGUCCCGCUACAAGACCACGGCGCGCCGCAUCGACGUGGUUGCUCGCAUUCUCUUCCCCGUGGUGUAUGUGCUCUUCAACCUGACCUACUGGUCCUCCUACGCCGACUACGAGGGUAUCAACACUCUCUCCACUUACACCAAAAUCUCGUACAACUAAUCGAUCAUCCAGCUGCUGCCUUCGUUUGUGCACUGCAAACAACGAGUGUGAAAAAUGACCAACUGCUGCCGACACGGCAUUCGGCCUUAUGUCAAAAAUCUCAAAACCAAUCUUAACAUUUUCCCGCCACGGCUUUGCAGUGUAUUAUAUCCACAAAGAAUGUUGAAAUCGCUUGAAAAUUCCUCAUUAUCUUUAUUUUUAACCAUUUGUGUUCCUCGAUACUAAACUUCAUGUAAUGUUGUUUGCGAUGUGUGCGCGUGUGGACACUUCAUAUUUUAUUCUUUAUCGGUCCAAAGUGAUGGUGACAAUAAAAGAAACCUGUAUUUUGGAGACUAACAUAAAUAAAAAUAAAAUCAAGCAGCAGGACAGAA